CAAGCCGAGCAGAAGAAUCUCGAGCAGAAGAACCAUGAACUUGUCGAAGCAUUUCGUGAAAAAAGCAAAACCCAGCAGCAAAUCCAGAAGCUGUAUCAGUCUCUCAAGGCUCAGGUCAUGGCUUCUCACGUAGCAACCGCUGCUACCGACGAAGCUGAACACACCAUCCACACCUCCAGACGCGAUCUCUUCGUUGAUAGAAUACCUGGCACACGCAAAUCUGCACCCAUCUCCACAACUCCCUCUCAACACAGAAGUCGUCUGCCGGUCGCUCAUAGCGGCGCUCGCAAUAACGUCUUUCUAGGCGGUGAAUCCAGCCAGCAAUUUGGCAAUGCGAUGAACUCACAGACGCUGCAUGAUCUCAACUCGAAUGGUGGAGGGCCGAGCGGCUACAGGUUCAGUAAUGGCUUGAAGUCGAGCAGCCGGCAGAGCGGUGGAUUGCGUCGGACUGCAGCCGCGAAUCUGCACCGUGGAACAGCGUCACAGAACUUGCCUGUGCGUUAA
Messenger RNA from Mytilinidion resinicola, 504 nucleotides. RefSeq lists its product as uncharacterized. The annotation marks the transcript as partial. The transcript is spliced from 2 exons. NCBI's taxonomy places the organism in Eukaryota, Fungi, Ascomycota, Dothideomycetes, Mytilinidiales, Mytilinidiaceae. The record is from RefSeq and is a predicted model, not a curated record.